CACAUUUCAGAGGCACCCAAGGUACAUGUGCCAAGUUUCGUGGUCGGCACUGAAAUUUUCCAUUCAAGUUUUGCUGAAUAUCUACUAAUCAAAAGAUGCUUGCCGCUCAUCAAUUCGUUAGGAGGUUUUCAACAUCUCAGUCCCUCUUGGAAAAACUGAAGAUAGCCAUUAUUGGUCAGAGUCAGUUUGGAGCAGAAGUCUACAAAGUUGUCCGCAAGAAUGGCCAUGAAGUAGUCGGUGUUUUCACCAUCCCUGAUAUUCAAGGGAGAGCAGAUCCACUUGCCCAAGCAGCUGAAACUGAUGGUGUAAAAGUCUUCAAAUAUCCAAGAUGGAGAAAGAAAGGUCAAUCCAUCCCAGAAGUUCUCCAGGAAUACAAGUCAGUCGGGGCCGACCUGAACGUCCUGCCCUUCUGCUCCCAGUUUAUUCCAAUGGAUGUCAUCAACAUGCCAAAACAUCAGUCCAUUUGCUAUCAUCCGUCUCUCUUACCGCGGCACAGGGGUGCGUCGGCCAUCAAUUGGACUUUGAUUCAAGGAGAUAAGAAGGCAGCGUUCAGUAUCUUCUGGGCUGACGAUGGACUAGAUACUGGGCCUAUCCUGCUCCAGAGGUCCACAGGCGUUGACAGAGAUGACACCGUGGACUCCAUUUAUAACCGUUUCCUCUACCCAGAGGGCAUCAAAGCAAUGGGUGAAGCUGUUGAAAUGGUUGCUAAUGGAACUGCUCCCAAGAUCGUGCAGUCAGAAGAAGGUGCUACGUAUGAUCCUAUGAUUAAAAAGGAAACUGUUCAGAUCAACUGGAACCAGUCAGCUCAAGAUCUUCAUAACUUUAUCCGAGGAAACGACAAGGUACCCGGCGCAUGGGCCGACAUCAAUGGCGAGAAAGUCACGAUGUAUGGGUCAACACUGUGGAAUAGACCAACCCCAAGAGGUGAUACGAUGAACAUUCCCGGAAUGAGCAGUCCCGGAGUCGUUCACAAAGGCGGGUUGGUCCUAUUUGGAAAUGACGACAAGAAAUUAAACGUGCAACAGCUCCAGUUUGAAGAUGGCAAGAUGAUCAAGGCAUCGAAGUUUGGCAAGGAGGGUGGUGAAGCGGAGAGCUUGGAACUGACGCCUGAAGAGAAGGGAAUGGAAGCAGCUAUCCUGAACAUCUGGAAAGGCAUUUUGGCCAGAGAUGAUGUCACAUCUGAGACAGAUUUCUUCAAGUCGGGAGCCGGUUCCAUGGACGUUACACGUCUCGUGGAAGAGGUGAAGGAGAAAUGUGGAGGCAUCAGCCUGCAGACUGAAGAAGUGUACAUGGCGACGACCCUGGAGGACUUUAUCAAGGCUGUCGUGUUGAAGGGACGUGGUGUCGGACAGGAGGAGUUCAAGUAUGAUGCAGUGGAGAUGAAUGUAAACAACAUGAACAUCAAAUUCCCCAAUCAACUCUUUAUCAACAAUGAGUUUAUUGACUCCUCAGACGGAAAGACAUUUGACACCAUCAAUCCUGCAGACGAAUCUGUGAUAUGUAAAGUUGCCAAGGGUACCAGUGCUGAUGUUGAUCUAGCAGUGGAUGCAGCCCAUUACGCCUUCGAGGAAGGUGAAUGGGGCAAAAUGAAUGCUCGUGAUAGGGGAAAUCUCAUGUUCAAACUCGCAGAUCUGAUGGAGCAGCACAAGGAGGAACUUGCCACACUGGAGAGUAUCGACUCUGGAGCCGUGUACACACUUGCCUUGAAAACACAUAUUGGCAUGUCCAUUGAUACAUUCAGAUACUUCGCUGGAUGUUGUGACAAAAUUCAGGGUUUGACCAUUCCUAUCAACCACGCCAGGCCAAACAAAAAUCUCACCUUCACAAAGAGGGAACCCCUUGGUGUUUGUGGUCUUAUCACUCCAUGGAAUUACCCCCUCAUGAUGUUGGCUUGGAAGAUGGCUGCCUGUUUGGCUGCUGGAAACACAGUUGUGCUCAAACCUGCUCAGGUUACUCCAUUGACGUCACUCAAGUUUGGUGAACUUGUUGUGAAGGCUGGCUUCCCUCCAGGCGUCGUCAACAUUGUAUCUGGCGGAGGCGGUGUGGUUGGCCAGGGUAUCGCUGACCAUCCUCUGGUUAGGAAGCUUGGUUUCACUGGCUCAACGCCUGUGGGAAAAACUAUCAUGGAAAGUUGUGCAAGGAGUAAUUUGAAAAAAGUAUCACUUGAACUUGGUGGCAAAUCACCUCUCAUCAUCUUUGCCGACUGUGAUCUCGAAAAGGCUGUCAGAAUGGGAUGCAACGGUGUGUUUUUCAACAAAGGUGAGAACUGUAUUGCCGCUGGUCGGAUAUUCGUGGAUGAGACUAUCCAUGAUGAGUACGUCGAACGGGUGAUCACCGAGGUUAAGAAGAUGAAGAUUGGAAAUCCUCUGGACAGAUCUGUAGAUCACGGACCUCAGAAUCACAGAGCUCAUUUGCAGGGUCUGUUGGACUAUUGUGACCGAGGUGUAAAGGAAGGCGCUACUCUUGUCUAUGGUGGCAAACAGUGUGACAUGCCUGGUCUUUACUUGGAGCCGACAGUAUUUACCAAUGUCGAAGAUGACAAUUUCAUCGCCAUUGAAGAGUCUUUUGGUCCUAUCAUGAUCAUCUCCAAAUUCAACCACAAUGACAUUGAUGAGGUUGUUCGACGGGCUAACGACACAGAAUUCGGUCUUGCGUCUGGUGUCUUCACAAAUGAUCUUAGCAAGGCAAUGCGGGUGGCAGAUCGUAUCCAAGCUGGCACCGUCUUCGUAAACACGUACAACAAGACUGAUGUUGCCUCACCAUUUGGAGGAUUCAAGCAGUCUGGAUUUGGAAAAGAUUUAGGUCAAGAAGCUUUGAAUGAGUACCUGAAGACAAAGGCGGUCACUUUGGAAUACUAGGACUGUUUCACGCGGAGUUUCAAAAAAACUCUGUCGAUGUAAUCAAGCCGGUUGAGAGGCACCUGUUCAAAAUACCUAUUUUACCUGUAAUAGGCCAAUGUGAAAUACAAUGUAGAAACACUUCAAAUAGCUUGAUUGAGCACUUCAAUUGAAGACUAUUUCAUGUGUAUAAUUACUAACAUGUAUGAGAUGGGUUUAUCUUGGACACGGCAGAGGAGUACAAAAUGAAACAUGAAGUGUUAUUUCAGUUGAAGAUUUUUGACCUGUUUAGAGGAUCACAAAAGUCAUCAAGUGUGUAAUUAUAAAGUUAUAACCAAUGAUUUUAAUCAAUGCAACAUGAAAGGUGGAGGACUCAUACCUUGGUUCUUUAUUGUGUGAAUCUUCUCAGUUGGUAAGUUAAGACGUCCAAAUGAAUCAAAUGGGAGGGAAGGUGAUUUUUGACAAAAUUUUGCGAAGGGCAGCUUUGUAAAUUUUUUCCUAAAACUUCAUAGAAUUCAUGCUUACAUGCACAUGUAGAUCUAACUUUGCUUACUAACUUUGUUUACUUUUGGAGAAAACAUUUUACUUCCCCGUUGGAUGCUUGGGGAGCCAAUACUUAUGAAGGUUGAACUGGUAUACCGUAAUUUGUCAUAUUUCUUGUGUGCUUGAAGUAAUGAUUUCCUACCCUGUGUGUUAAACUUUAGACGUGUGUAUUUGACUUUCUGAACUAAUUUCUAAUAAAACUUUAACAAACAUAUAUUGUAGAGCCUGCCUUACUUCCCUUUACUCCUUGUAACAAAUUUGUAAAUGGGGCUCUUUUUCCUCUUACUUGUGCCUGGUGUCGGAGCAUUCAUGUUGAUGAUCUUCAAGGCCAGAGAUCUGAUGUUCACCCCAGUGCCGCACCAGUAAUCAAACACAUUAAAAGUUUGUUGAAUCAUGUUGCGACAUAACAUUAGUUGGCAGAAAGUGUCUGAAAUGAUCAUGUUAAGAUGUAUUAGAAAAAAAUGUCAUGAAAAAAUAAAUUACAAUGUUAGGCAUCUCAAAAAAUAGUAACUGCAUCUUGUUUGGCAUUGCAUGUGUUCAUAUCAUAUGAACCUGACUUAUUGUGAGAUUUUGUGAAUAACACUGCUAUUAUACUUAA
Molecule: messenger RNA, 3978 nt
Organism: Lineus longissimus
Lineage: Eukaryota; Metazoa; Nemertea; Pilidiophora; Heteronemertea; Lineidae
Product: cytosolic 10-formyltetrahydrofolate dehydrogenase-like
Exons: 22
Coding region: 96-2858 (920 amino acids)
Biological process (GO): biosynthetic process; 10-formyltetrahydrofolate catabolic process; one-carbon metabolic process
Cellular component (GO): cytoplasm
Molecular function (GO): formyltetrahydrofolate dehydrogenase activity; aldehyde dehydrogenase (NAD+) activity
Source: RefSeq, a predicted model, not a curated record